Molecule: messenger RNA, 432 nt
Organism: Didymodactylos carnosus
Lineage: Eukaryota; Metazoa; Rotifera; Eurotatoria; Philodinida; Philodinidae
Source: the annotation of a GenBank genome assembly
AUGACUAGUGAUCAUAUUGAUAAUAUGAUUAUUCCAUUAGACAUUGACAAUAAUAAUUUAAAUAAAAGUGAAAAUUGUUGUUGGAUUAAAUAUAAGAGUAGUCAAUUGAACGCACCUGUUGAUGCUAUGGGUAAAAUAAGUACGUUAGAAGAAAUACAAUUAACAUUUGGAAAUCAUAUACAAGCAUGUCCAUAUGAUAAUAUUACAUAUUAUAAAAAUCUUUCAAAUCGUGCUGGUGAAGCAGGUUAUGGACCAAAAUAUUUUGCUGUUGAUAAAAAUAAAAAUGUUAAUGGAAUGGAAAGUGUUUAUUAUUUUGAUGACACAAUAAAUAAAUGGCGUGGAUAUGUAUCAGUUACAAAGGUCACAUUUGAAAAUCCAUUUGAACGAGGUGGUCAUAUGUCUGAUUCACCAGUUGAUGAUAGACGCGUUUAA